This is a messenger RNA of Corythoichthys intestinalis (scribbled pipefish), 1749 nucleotides long. It is a transcript of the gene mrgbp, whose product is annotated as MRG/MORF4L binding protein. Gene Ontology annotation, cellular component: NuA4 histone acetyltransferase complex; nucleus. The record is from RefSeq and is a predicted model, not a curated record. Bases 119 to 736 code for a protein of 205 amino acids. The transcript is spliced from 5 exons. Lineage: Eukaryota; Metazoa; Chordata; Actinopteri; Syngnathiformes; Syngnathidae. Gene Ontology annotation, biological process: regulation of transcription by RNA polymerase II.
GCGGUAAUGCGCUACUGGUUUGGAAACCGCCGCGUUAAGCACAACGAAGAGGAAGUGUCCGACCAAGACUAAAAACAUCCGUCCAGAGAUACCGGUAAAUUUUUGUAUCGUUUUGACAAUGGGAGAGGCAGACGUAACUCCGACACAGGCAGACGAGAAGCCUCCGGACGCCGCCUUGGUACCUGGCGAAGAGUCUGUGGUGUGGAGUCACGAAGUGGAGGUCUGCCUCUUCCACGCCAUGAUAGGACACAAGCCUGUCGGAGUGAACCGGCACUUUCACAUGAUCUGCAUCCGAGACAAGUUUAGUCAAAAUAUCGGCCGUCAGAUCUCCUCUUCGGUCAUCUGGGAUCAUCUAGGAAGCAUGUAUGACAUGCAAGCACUGCAUGAGUCGGAGAUCUUACCUUUUCCCAACUCGGAGAAGAGUUUCUUUCUGCCUGAUGACAUCAUCCAGGAAGUGAAGGAAGGCAAGCUGUGCUCCGAGGAGGAUCCAAAGGAGGAACCAGAGCUAGAGCCCCCCUCAAUGCAUGAAGAAGGAAGUAACUCCUCGCUUAAGAUGUCAGAGCGGACAAACGCAGGACGUGAUAAGGAGAAGGGCGGGGUCGAGGGUGUGGCCCCAGGAGGAGCAGGUGGUGGCGCGAAGGAAGCAGAGAAGAGGAAGAGGAGUCGCGCCACGGAGAAACUCCUGUCGUCUUCCAACCCUUCCAGUCCCGGAGGAGCCAAGAGAAGACGCACAUGACUGAACAACUGGUCACAUGACUAGAAACUGCUGAUGGGCCUCUGUUCAUGAGCAUCAUUUAGCGGCUAGAGCUUAACGCUCAGUUGCUUUUAAAGUCUGAUCAGCUGACAGAAAGUUAGAUCGUCAUGCUGCGCGCACACAGGAAGUGGUUCAUCAUAUUUGUCUCUUAAAUAGACAAUGUCCUGAUUCUCUGUAGCUGAAUCGUCAUGACUGGCAUGCUGAAUUAGUCUGAUGACUGAGCCGUUAGCAUUAGCCUGGGGUGGUUUUUGUCAAAUUUUGAUGUAAGAAGAGAAAAGUUUAUUAACUCAUUUGAAAUUUUUGUGUGUUGGCAAGCAGAUGACGCUCUUAAUUCAAUUGAUUCCAAACAUAUUUAAAAUGUACUUUAAGUUAUUCAUACAUUUACAAGUUGUACCAAGAAGCAAACACCACUCUGUUAUGGGGAAUGCUGAGUCAUUUCAUGGCUAAAUCUCAAUUUAUUUCCAGCCCUUAACCCUCGCUGAUGUUCAAAUUGCAGAUCUCAUUGAGAAUUUAAGAGCAACAUAGACAAAUUGAAAUUUGGUGACUGAUGACGUAUCAUGGAGGUGUUAUGUCAUUGACGUGUCACAAAUUGAGAGCUAAAAUGGAUUUUAAAAAUGGACUGUUUCAGGCAGAAAACAUCACUUAAUUCACAUAGGGCCUUCUUGUACACUCAAAGAUGCUUAAAAUCAGUGGUCUCCAAACUAUUCCACAUGGGGCUGCAGUGGGUGCAGGAUUUCAUCCCAACAACACAAGGCACCUUUUCACAAAUCUGGUCUUACAAGUGUAAUCAGUUGACUGCAGUCAAGAGCUGCUUGUUUUAGCUCAAACCUCAUUGGUUAAACAGUGUGCUCGAUCGUUUGGAACAAAUACAAGGGCCCACGGCGGCCCUUGAGGACCGAUUUGGAGACUCUUGCUUUAAAUGUUGCAAAUAGAAAAUGGACUAAAAAGUUGGAAGCCAUAUAAAUUGUGAAUAAAAACAAAUGAUGUGGAAGUUC